Monomorium pharaonis (pharaoh ant) is the source of this 1627-nucleotide messenger RNA. RefSeq names its product protein ANTAGONIST OF LIKE HETEROCHROMATIN PROTEIN 1-like. NCBI's taxonomy places the organism in Eukaryota, Metazoa, Arthropoda, Insecta, Hymenoptera, Formicidae. The record is from RefSeq and is a predicted model, not a curated record. The transcript is spliced from 2 exons. Bases 1 to 951 code for a protein of 316 amino acids.
AUGGAACGUAGUACUUUUUAUUUUUUGGUAUAUUUAAUUGGACCAAAAUUGGAUAAUAUUCCAUUUAAAGGAAGAGAGCAAAUUGAUGUUGUAAAGCAAAUAUUAAUUGCUAUUUACGUCCUAGCAACACCAGAUUCAUUUCGCUCCAUAAGUGAACGAUUUGAUGUAUCCAAAUCAACGGCAUGGUUUAAUACGAAAAGAGUAGUUCGAGCAAUAUAUAGUAUACGAAAUCAGUUUAUCAGAUGGCCUACCUAUGAAGAAGCUGAAAACACUUGGACAAACAUUCAAACGUUAUAUGGAUUCCCUAAAGUUCUUGAUAUUAUUGAUGGAACACAUAUAAAUAUUCCUCGGCCAAAAGAAGAUGCUAAUAGCUAUAUAAACAGAAAAGGCAAAUUUUCCAUACAGUUACAAGUAAUAUGUAAAAGUGAUUUGUCGUUUAUUCAUGUAUUUGCUGGGAUGCCAGGAUGUGUCCAUGAUAUGCGAGUGUUUCUUUAUUCCGGAAUUCAACAAUAUUGCACUCCAGAGUAUUUUCCUGACGACAGUCAUUUAUUGGGUGAUGCAGCAUACAGUGUUCAAAAAAAUGUUAUAGUACCAUUUCAAGAUAAUGGCCACUUAACUAGAGAACAAAAAAGAUUCAAUCAUCGGUUGUCAUCUGCUAGAAUAAUUGUUGAAAGGUCUAUAGGAUUAUUAAAAGGACGAUGGCGAUAUUUAUUAGACAAAUUACCUAUGACAAGAACAAAUUUAAGCCCUUAUUAUAUAAUUACUUGUUGCGUAUUGCAUAACAUAUGUUUAUUACGGAAUGAUCGUAUUGAAAUCCCUAUCAUUGUUCCUGAAAUAUUGCAUGAAAUGCAACCAGUAGCUGUCCCUGAUAAUUUAAAGGAAGAAGGAAAUAUUAAAAGAAAUAGAUUGAUGCAAAUACUCAGUCAUGAUAAUUUUGAAAGAAUUAAUUAGGAUUUAUGUAUAAAACAAUAAGAUAUUGUAUUUUACAUUUGUCUUGUUAUAGUAAAUAAAAUAUUAAUUUUGUACUUAUAUAUUGUAUAAUUUUGUUUUCAUAUCUUUUAUUUUGAUAAAAUAACGCGCGCAAAAUCUUAUUUUCUUUGUACAUUUUUAUUCACAUAUUGUUACAAUACAUUGUAAAAACCAUAACACUUAUGCAUAUAACAUCACAAAUUAAAUCACAAAGUAAAUUUUGGCUUUAUAAAUAAAUGAACACAAUAAGUAUUAUAAUUAAUACUUAUUAAAAAAAACCCGCAUUUAAGUUUAACUUAUAGAUAAAGCAUGAUAAUUAAUACUAUAUAAAAAAACUUAAUCUAAAAACAUAAUAUUUUUUUUAUUAAUAAAAAAAUGUUUCAAUUGCUUGUUAAAGAAAAAACCGAACGUUUAAAAUACUAAUAAUAUCCCCACCGAGUUUUUAACGAUUUUAUAUACACAAGCGGAUAGAAACGUUUAGGCAUAUUAACUAUUAUAGUUGAGACUGUGUCUUUCUCUUUCAAAUGUAAAAGCACGCGGAAUGAGAAAGAUAUCCUCUGAACAGUGCAGUUAGUACGCCCAAUGGCAUUAAUCUCCGCAUGUGUACAUACAUUUCUUCAUUACUUAUCAUAUUUUCUCUGUAUUCAGUUUUAUUGUA